This is a messenger RNA of Ilex paraguariensis (yerba mate), 210 nucleotides long. The record is from the annotation of a GenBank genome assembly. Lineage: Eukaryota; Viridiplantae; Streptophyta; Magnoliopsida; Aquifoliales; Aquifoliaceae.
AUGUUGGAGGUCAGAACGGGAGUUCAAAGAUGGUAUCAUCCUUUCAUUCUCAAAGGGACAAGUGAUGGAGCCUUUGGCCAGCUACAUCCUUGGAAGACAGAUAUGCAUGUAAGGGAUAAAAUCUUGGCACUGCUAGAUUCUUGGCAAGAAGCAUUUGGUGGUCCUCUGGUGGAAAGUAUCCUCAGUACUACUGGGCUUAUGAGGAACUGA